AUGGCUCCCGCGGCGCCGUUUUCGUCGCCGGGUAUCACGGCGGGCGUCGAGCCCGUGCCGUUUUCGUCUCUUGCCGCGUCGUCAGCACUGUGGAGCGCAUUGGCGCAACAGCUCUCGUCGGCGCAACAGAUCUUGUCGGCCCAGCAGCGGCAAAUGUCGGCGGAACAACUGCUCACGUCGGCGGAACAGCGCUCGGCGGCGGAGCAGUUUCGGAUGUCGUCCGCCAUCGGCACAACUUCCGCUAGGAGAGGCGGCGGCGGCGGCGCCGGUGGCGGAGGCGGCGGAGACGGCGGCGGUCGCGUUGGCGACGACGCGACAUCUCAGGUAGUCGCAGCGCUGCGACCGCCGCCCAGCGGGCGACCGCCGGACGACUCCGGCGAACCGUCGCUUGAGCUGAGCGACUGGCUUACGCGAAUCACUCGAAUCCCUGACCCUUUGGGUGGUCUGCGUAGCGGUAAGCCGGUUACCAGGCAAAGCCAGCAUGAUUAUGCCGCCCGUGCCGUUACCACUGGUACUGGAACUGCCAUAUCUGCUGGCGUGGUUGAUGCGAGAUUGCCCAGUGGACGAAGCGCGUCACACGCCGACGGUGGCGGAAACGUACGGUUAAGCGGCGGAAACUGGCUGGGGGGGGAGAGCGGAAGCGGAACGAGAAGUGCUGCGGAAGGCGCAAGGGGCAGGGACGAAGGAGUUUUGUUCCCCCAAUGGGAGCGAAUGAACGACGCGCUUGCCUGGGGGUUUGGGUUCCGCGGCGGGAGUUUACGCGCGUCACCCACCGAGCGCGCAACGCCCCGCGGCGGGAAGGGGGACGGCGCGUCAGCGAAGUUUUUCUCGUCUCCGCGUGAGCCCCGCACCGCACAGGGGGACGCAGUGAACGCGGGCGGGUUUAUCACGGGCGGCGGCGGAAGCGUGGGUGGCGCGGGUUUAGCGUGGGGUGCGGCGGUCGGCGGUUUCCGCCUGCAUGGCGCAAGCGCGAGCGCGAGCGCGAGCGUGAGCGCGAGCGUGGGCGGAGAGAGCGCGGAGGUGAUGGAACGAAGCCGCAGCGGCAGAUCAACGGAUGGGAGCGAACGACAGGUGCGGCUUGAUAGUGUUACAGCAGCGGCGACAACGAGAGAAACACAGACAGCUAGGAUCAUGGCCAGACCGAAAUCUACUCCGGCUCCUAGACCCGCACGGGAAGGAUUCGCGGAGCUGCUUGAUGCGUCAGGAACGCCACGGCGCGGAGGAGUGGCGAAAGCAGAGUCCUUGGGGAUUCAAGAGGGGUUUGCGGGGUUUGGAGGUGGUGGAGAAUCGUUUGAAGGGCGUGUUCCAACAGCGACCCUAGAACCAACUUCCCCUGCUGUUCAAUUCGCUGCUGCAGGGGCUGCGGCUGCUGCCGCAGCUGCUGCUGCUGACGCUGCUGCUGCUGCUGACGCUGCUGCUGCUGCUGACGCUGCUGCUGCUGCUGCUGCUGCUGCUGCUGCUGCUGCUGCUGCUGAUGCCGCUGCUGUUACCAGCGCUGAUCCCGUACCUCUUUCCGCAGCAGGCUCAGACUCGCUUGGUUCGGCAGAGGUUCGGUCACCACCCGGCCUCGCCCAGCAGCGGUUGUUCAGCCUUGGCGGGCCUUCCCUGUCCCCACUGCUUGACUCAACUGCCUGGCCACUUGCAGGCGCGGCGGAGAACCGACCCUGGAUCCGAGGUUCGGGGCCGCACGAGUGCAAGGUUUGCCACAUGCGGUUUCCAACCCUGCAUGCACUGGGCGGGCACCAAAACGGGCACAGGGAAUUACGGCUGCAGCGACAGAAGGAAAAGGCGGCAAAAGCAGCGGCCGCUGCUGCUGGUGCUGGUACUGCUGGUGGGAAGGGAGGUGGGGAGAGGAAGAGCAGGGCAAGGAAGCAGCAGAGCGACAGUGUUGCUGCUGUAGCACCAAGGCAGGGAGACGGUAAAGCCACAAUGACCGCUGACUCGACACAGAAGUCACCUGGGAAGCAGCAGGGCAGCAGAGGCGUUGCUGCUGCUGCUGCUGCUGCUGCUGCUGCUGCUGCUGCUGCUGUAGUGGCGAGGCAGGAUAAGUCUGCAUCCGUAUCACAGAAGGAAGCAGAGGGAGGGGGAAGGGGUGGAGGAGGAUCAAGAAAACAGCAAGACACGGGAGGGCGGCAAGACGCAGCAGGCCAGCAAGAUCAAAUGAGAGAUCCACCUGAGAACCAAGACUCUCUGCUCAGGCAAGACACCACCCCGCGGAACCAAGGCACGCGGCAUAAGAAAGGCACGCCGCAGGAGCAAGAGGUUUCUCGGAGGGAGCGAGAAACGUUCAAGAGCAGGGAGGGAAUGGAGGGAAGGGAGGAGGAGGGUGUGCGUACGGAUGCUGGUAGUGUUGGUGCUGGUGCUGGUGGUGCUGGUGCUGGCGGUGGUGACAGUGGUGGUGGCAGUGUUAGCAAGGGAAGGACCGCGGCCAGUGUCACUGUUCAAUGCGAUGUUGGCACUGCAGGCCCUGCUGCCGUACCAUGGGCGGCACAGUCACACACGUUACAAUCACGCAUGUUACGAGGAGGCAGCAGCCUGGGCACAGCGUCCCUCCCUUUCACCGUCAUUCCACAGCCGGUUACCGUUACAAUGGGCGAGGUGAAACCCGAGCCAGUAGAUGCUGCCCAUCCGACCGUUGGAUGGAGGGGACGAGACAUGGGAAGCGAUCCUGGCCGUGCAAUGGGAGAGGGAGGAGAGGGUGAGGGGAGUGUUCCGCAGUGGGAGGAGCGGUUGGGAUGUAGACAAGAUACGCUGACCAGGAGUGUGUUGGAGAGUAUUUUUGGUGGGCUGACCUCCCGGUCUCCCCCUGCUGGUGACUUCGAGCGGCUGCAACAAGAACCGGAGCAACAACACCAGCAGCUGCAGCAGCAGCAGCAGCAGCAGCAGAACGAACAACACGAGCAGAUUCGGCAGCAGCAGCACCCCCGCCACCACCAAAACCAGGAGCAGCAGCAGCCACAACAGCAGGAGCAACUGAUGCAGCAGGAGAAUGAGACUCACCGUCGGGAGGAGUUUCUGCUAGCAGCAGCAGGACGAGGAGGAGGAGGGGGAGGAGGAGGAGGAGGAGGAGGAGGAGGAGGAGGAGGAGGAGGAGGAGGAGGAGGAGGAGGAGGAGGAGGAGGAGGAGGAGUAGGAGGAGGAGGAGGAGGAGGAGGAGGAGGAGGAGGAGGAGGAGGAGGAGGAGGAGGAGGAGGAGGAGGAGGAGGGGGAGGAGGAGGGGGAGAAGGAGGAGGAAGAGGGAGAGGAGAGGGGACAGGAAGAGGAGGAGGAGCAGGAGGAGCUGCAGAAGAAACGAGCCUGCCGGAAACUUCUGGAGGACACGCCACAGAACACCCAGAGCAUCCAGGGCACUCGGUGUACCCAGGCCAGCCAGGGCAGCAGCACGGCCAGCACUUCAAGAAUCCCAGGCAGCACUUUGCUCCUUGUUCAGAGCAGGGAGGCGCAUCCCCCUUGCCUGUGCCUUCUGGAGGGGCCCUGCCAGUGCUGCUCCCAGAGCAGCAUCCUCGUUAUAGGGAUGCUGCUGCAUCGCAGCUAAGGCCGAAACGAGAAGCUUACCGCAAAAGCGUUUGGGAGAGGACUCAUCGGAUGGAGGGGGUCCGAGGUGGAUGCGCCCGUCUGCUGGGUCGUCCUCUUCGGCUUUAA
Closterium sp. NIES-65 is the source of this 3642-nucleotide messenger RNA. The record is from the annotation of a GenBank genome assembly. Lineage: Eukaryota; Viridiplantae; Streptophyta; Zygnematophyceae; Desmidiales; Closteriaceae.